Messenger RNA from Acanthisitta chloris (rifleman), 699 nucleotides. It is a transcript of the gene STIM1, whose product is annotated as stromal interaction molecule 1. Gene Ontology annotation, biological process: intracellular calcium ion homeostasis; activation of store-operated calcium channel activity; store-operated calcium entry. The annotation marks the transcript as partial. The record is from RefSeq and is a predicted model, not a curated record. Gene Ontology annotation, molecular function: calcium channel regulator activity; calcium ion binding; protein binding. Gene Ontology annotation, cellular component: endoplasmic reticulum; plasma membrane. The transcript has 5 exons. Lineage: Eukaryota; Metazoa; Chordata; Aves; Passeriformes; Acanthisittidae.
UUCCUGAGGGAGGACCUGAAUUACCAUGACCCAGCAGUCAAGCACAGCACUUUCCAUGGAGAAGACAAGCUCAUCAGUGUGGAAGAUCUCUGGAAGUCCUGGAAGACAUCUGAAGUGUACAACUGGACAGUUGAUGAGGUGGUGCAGUGGCUCAUUACGUACGUGGAGCUGCCCCAGUACGAAGAGACCUUCCGGAAGCUACAGCUGAAUGGCCAUGCCAUGCCCAGGCUGGCGGUGAACAACGUGACCAUGAUGGGCAGUGUGCUGAAGAUGACCGACCGCAGCCACAGGCAGAAGCUGCAGCUCAAGGCUCUGGACACGGUGCUCUUUGGGCCUCCUCUCUUGACUCGCCACAACCACCUGAAGGACUUCAUGCUGGUGGUGUCCAUCGUCAUCGGGGUGGGUGGCUGCUGGUUCGCCUACAUCCAGAACCGCUACUCCAAGGAGCACAUGAAGAAGAUGAUGAAAGACCUGGAGGGUCUCCACAGAGCUGAGCAGUCUCUCCAUGACCUUCAGGAAAGGCUGCAGAAGGCACAGGAGGAGCAUCGCUCUGUGGAGGUGGAGAAGGUGCACCUGGAGAAGAAGCUGCAGGAUGAGAUCAGCAUGGCCAAGCAGGAGGCUCAUCGACUGCGGGAGCUGCGUGAGGGCACUGAGAACGAGCUCAGCCGCCAGAAGUACGCGGAGCAGGAGUUGGAGCAG